GAGCAUGUCGAUGGCGCCUUCUGUUCAAAGUAACUAGCGGACGGCGACAAUCUCUCCUUUUUCUACCAUCCUUUCACUCCCUUUGCUAUCCGCUCAUCAAUAUACUACAUACGUAGUAGCAAAGAUGCCGGAGCAGAGACAACAGCAAGAGGAGGAGGGCGGUUUCAACUUCCGAACCGUCAUCCAAGGUGUCGCGAUCUUCUUCCUUGUCCAAUUUGUUAUGGGCCAGUUCUUUGGCGGGAAUAAAACUCAAUCUCAAGGUGCUGUAUCGACUGGCCCGACUGGCCCGAUCCCGGCUUAUUCUGACCGUCCCGCUCGCAAUGAAAUCGAAAAUUACAAUCCUAUCCCAGCGGGGAUUGCUCCGAUGUGGCCUUCUAAUAGUUCCUUGGAUAUCAGUAUCUACAUCUCUCCAUCCGUUCGCAUGCUUCCAUUGUCGGCUGUUCCGAAGGAGUCCCUCGUGAUGGAAGAGAAGGCAUUUAAUAUGGGUAACUGGAGCGAGAGUCGUGAAAUUGAUACUACUUUUAAGGUGCCUAAGGAAGUGCAACAAAACGGAACUCUGUGGGCACAUUUCUACGUUGCUUUGAGCGGCCACCAGCUCGACCCAGCUGCUAAAGACUACAGCCCUGAGACAGCUGUUCAUUUCCUUCGCCCAUUGAACCAAUAUCUGCCAAAGAAGAAAGUUGCGAAGCGCAAGAAUCUUCUUGCAAGCUCUGAGGAAACUGGCGAUGAGGAAGGGGAUAAUACACCGAAAUACUCGAUUGCUUCUUAUUACCAUCCUAACUUCACAGUUUCAGUCAUUCCUGACUUUGGCAUGGCGAACUAUCAGCAAAUGCAUCCCGCAGUCCGACAGUAUGUGAACUUGGAAAGCACUGGUGCACGCGAUACUACUGGUCAGAAUACGUGGUACUACCCUGUCUUGUAUCUGAAUACCUUCUGGCAGCUCAAGUCACACAUGACUGAGCUUAACUCCACCGUCGAGACCCUACCUCUCCGCAUUGUCUUGAACAAUUUAAGUAAUUGGAAGUUCAAUAUCUUGGCUAGCAUGGAUGAAGGCGCAAAGCAAAAUGCUCGCAAUGCAGCUAAUGGCCAAACUGUUCCUGGCGGUGGUGAUGGAAGUGAAUUCGAGAUGAUCAAGGAAGUCCUUUUGGACACGAAUGUUUAUCUUCUCGGUACCACCGCCAUCGUCAGUGUUUUGCAUAUGAUUUUUGAGACUCUUGCCUUCAAGAAUGAUAUUUCUCAUUGGCGCAAGAAGAAGGACAACGUCGGCACUUCAGUCCGUACUAUCAUAGCUAACAUCUUCAUGCAAUUGGUCAUCUUCCUCUACCUAAUCGACAAUAACGAGAACACUUCUUGGAUGGUCCUCGCCAGUCAAGGAUUCGGUAUUGUUCUUGAAGCUUGGAAAGUUACAAAGACCGUGGAUGUUCGCCUCCGCCCUCCCCCACAGAACUCGUUCUGGUCUUUCCUACCCUAUGUUGUCUCAUUUGAGGACAAACAUAAGCUCACCGAAACGGAGAAGAAGACACAAGAAUACGAUGAGAUUGCCUUCAAAUAUCUCUACAUUGUGGCGAUGCCCUUAUUGGCCGCUUACGCUGUCUACAGCUUGAUGUACGAAACUCAUAAAUCUUGGUACUCUUUUAUCAUCGAAACUCUUGUGGGCAGCGUCUACGCAUAUGGUUUUCUCAUGAUGGUUCCUAGUUUGUACAUCAACUACCGUCUCAAGUCUGUCGCUCAUAUGCCAGGAAGAGCAUUGAUGUACAAGUUCCUCAACACUUUCAUUGAUGACUUAUUUGCUUUCACCGUCAAAAUGCCAUGGCUGUAUCGUCUUGGAACUCUUAGAGACGAUGUCAUCUUCUUCGUUUGGCUCUACCAGAGCUACAAGUACAAGGUUGACUACAAGCGUGUCAACGAAUUCGGCCAAGGAGGUGAAUCAGACGAGGAGGUCGAGGACGAGGUGGUCUCUGAGACUGUCAAGGAAGCCAAAUCUACCGGUGCUUCUAAGGCUGCUGGUACUUCGGCACGUCGUCGAAAGUAGACCCAACCGUUUGCGUUUAAAUCAUGCAUGGAAUUGAUGGUGAGAAACUAGGACCGUGUAAUCCUAUCACUAUAUAGGCUUAGAACAUUCAACUACUCUUCUUCGGAUGAAUGAGAGAAUCUUACUCUAGAUUAUAGAAAUCUCACAUAUUUUUU
Molecule: messenger RNA, 2187 nt
Organism: Talaromyces stipitatus ATCC 10500
Lineage: Eukaryota; Fungi; Ascomycota; Eurotiomycetes; Eurotiales; Trichocomaceae
Product: CLPTM1 domain protein
Exons: 4
Coding region: 125-2032 (635 amino acids)
Cellular component (GO): endomembrane system; membrane
Source: RefSeq, a predicted model, not a curated record